Molecule: messenger RNA, 8703 nt
Organism: Thelazia callipaeda (thelaziosis nematode)
Lineage: Eukaryota; Metazoa; Nematoda; Chromadorea; Rhabditida; Thelaziidae
Source: the annotation of a GenBank genome assembly
UUGUUUAACAUUACAGUAUCAGAUCCAUGUCAAGAUCAAUCGUUAAAUGAUUGUGAUACCGUGGCAGAAUGUUACAGUGAGCAGCCAGGUUACUUUCAGUGCCGUUGUCCAACAGGCUUUGCAGAUAUAUCUGAAGAUUUUCGAUUUCCAGGCCGUAAGUGCAAAAAAGCUGUGGAUGAAUGCGCUCUUGGCACACACGAAUGUGAUGAAAAUGCAAAAUGCGAAGAUACUUUAGAUGGAUACAAGUGUCAUUGUAAGCCGGGAUGGAUUGAUGAUGGUGAAAGUCUGCAAUUAAAACCUGGACGUGCUUGUAAGAAAGCAAAUCUGUGUGCUAACAUUGUUUGUGCGAAAGAAGCUGAAUGCCAAGAAACGGACUUAGGACCAGUUUGCGAGUGUUUUUCUGGUUAUUUGGAUGUAUCACGGCAGCAUGGAAUGGCAGCAGGACACGUUUGUAGGAAAGUAAUAAACGAAUGCGCAACUGGUAAACACGAUUGUUCUUCUUCUGCAUCAUGCAUUGAUACUGCAGAUUCAUUUACAUGCCGAUGCCGAGAUGGAUUCCGGGACGAAAGUCCUGAUCUGACAAGCAGACCAGGACGAGUAUGUGUCAGAGCGAUUAUUCCGGAACCUCCUGAAUGUGAUGUAAAUGACCCUAUGAGUUGUGAUUCUAAAAAGAAGGAAGUUUGCCUCUUCAUUAAUGGAACUUACAAAUGUCAGUGUGCUGCGGGAUACGGUCGAUUACCAGAUGGUCGCUGCCUCGUUAUCAACGAAUGUGACGAUCAGCGACUGAAUGAUUGUUCUCCGGAUGCUGAUUGCAUUGAUCAAGCUGAUGGCUACAUUUGUCGAUGUCGUAGUGGUUUUGCAGAUGUAUCUAUUCCAUCUACACCUGGUCGAAUUUGUCGGGCUCGGAUCAAUGAAUGCACAGAACCUCAAAAAUAUAACGUAGAUUGUGACAAGAAUGCUGUAUGUAUCGAUACAGAUGACGACUACACAUGCAAGUGUCGACCAGGUUUCGCAGAUAUUUCCAGUUCAUUUGAGCGCUUGCCAGGUCGCCGGUGCAUUGAAGCUGUGAAUGAGUGUUUGAAUUCUAACCUAAAUGAUUGCUCUGAAAAUGCCAUUUGUGAAGAUGCUAAAGAAGGAUAUAUUUGCACAUGCAGACAAGGUUUUGUUGAUGCAUCGCAUAAUAUUACACAUUAUCCAGGUCGAGUAUGUCACAAACCCAAGCAUGAAAAAAUUAGAGAUAAUACGAUCGUAUUACAUAAUUUAGACAGGUGUGAUCCGAAGAAACCAAACUGUCGCACUAAUGAAAUAUGUACGGAUCGCAAAGCACGUGGGCAAUUCAUUUGUGAUUGCACAGAAAAUGCUUUUAGAUUUACGGAUGGCACUUGUCGUUUCUAUGCAGCUUGCGUGGGUGUGAAUGAUUGCGAUGAGAACGCUGUUUGUGCGAAUGCAUUUGAUUCAUACAAAUGCCAGUGCCGCCCAGGUUAUAUCGAUAUCUCGCCAGAUCCGGCAACGAAACCGGGCAGAGUUUGCAAAGAAUUGAUAAACGAGUGUGCUACUGGAAGUCAUACUUGCUCACCGCAUGCGACGUGUAUAGAUGCAACAGAUGGAUAUAUUUGUAUAUGUGCUGACGGUUUCGUAGAUACUUCAUCACAGUUCCAGCUUGCACCUGGACGUCGUUGUAGUAAUGCCAGUAAUGAAUGUGCGGAUCGAACUUUGAAUACGUGCGAUGAAAAUGCGGAUUGCAUUGACACUCCAGAUUCUUAUGUUUGUCAAUGUUAUCCCGGAUUUGUUGAUGUUUCUUCGAGCGCAAAAUUACAACCUGGCCGAGUUUGUACGGUGCAAACAACUUGUCCUAAACAGAAGACUGAUCUAAUGUUUCUUAUUGAUGGUUCUGGAUCAAUUGGUUCCUACGUUUUCAAGAAUGAGGUCUUGAGAUUUGUUAAAGAAUUUGUAGAACUGUUUGAUAUUGGAUUAGAAAAUACAAGAGUUGGUUUAAUUCAAUAUUCAGACCAAAUAAGACAUGAAUUUGAUCUGAAUCAGUACACUGAUAAAACUUCUGUUAUCAAUGCAAUUUCACAAAUUCAGUAUCUAACUGGCCUUACAAGGACAGGCUCAGCUAUUCAGCACAUGAUUACAGAAGGCUUCUCUGAGCGACGUGGCGCUCGCACGAAAGGUGACGACGUCACGCGUGUCGCUAUUGUAAUUACUGACGGCCGCAGUCAAGAUAACGUAACGGAACCGGCUUUAAAUACUCGUAAUUCUAAUGUAAACAUGUUUUCGGUUGGUGUAACAGAUCACGUACUUGCAUCAGAAUUAGAAUUGAUUGCUGGGUCUCCGUCACGAUGGUUUCACGUGGACAAGUUUAAUGAUUUGGACACUCGACUUCGAUCGCUAAUUCAAAAGGCGGCAUGUCCGCCAUCAGAUGUACGACCACUUCCAUAUGGAGGAUGUAAUCCUACAACACAAACUGGUUGCAAUAGAGCAUUAAACGAGAUCUGUGAACAGACUAAUGGUGUUACACGAUGUGUUUGUCCAAAAGAAUUUCAAAGACAUCCAAGCACCAGGCGUUGUGGUGGUGAACAGUGCAAUCCAGAUUUACCUACAUCUUGUCCGCAUCCAGAAAUAUGCAUGAUUACGCCGUUCUCAAAUUAUCUUUGCGUUUGUCCAAAAGGCUUUUCACGAGAUUCACGCUCAGGAAUCUGUCUAGCGUUAGAAACGAAGAGAAUAGAAAAACAACAAAAAGAACCAGUUGUUUUGUCAUCUCAAGAUGCUGAUUGUUACAAUGGUGGAAUGCGUUGUGCAAGCAAUGAGCACUGUGUUCUCGGAACCAACAAUAUCUAUCGCUGUGAGUGCAUUCUUGGAUAUGAGCGUAACCUACGCACAGGAGACUGUUCUGUCCCGGGUUUUUGUAAUCCAGCAUUAGCAAAUCCUUGCGACAUUCGAAAACGUGAGAAAUGCUUAUUGCAUUCCAGUGGAAAUUAUUAUUCAUGUCAAUGCAAUAUUAGUGAGAAGCGACAUCCCGUCACUGGAAUUUGCUUAUAUAAUGAAUGCGCUUUGGGAGUUCAUGAUUGUGACAGUAAUGCACGAUGCAUUGAUACUGAUGACGGUUUUCUGUGUGUUUGUCGGAGCGGUUUUCUUGAUCAUAGCAUAGAUGUAGUGAAAAAACCGGGGCGUAAAUGCGUGGCAGAAAAGAAUGAGUGUGAAGAUGGAACUCAUAAAUGCUCACCAAACGCUAUUUGCACUGAUACAGUGCAAGGAUAUAUUUGUCGAUGCAAGCCAGGCUUUAUCGACUUUUCUCCGAAUCCUCAAAGCUUUGGUGGUGUUAUUUGCAAAGAAAUAGUAAAUGAGUGCCAGAAUCCUUCGCUUAAUACUUGCCAUCAGGAUGCCAUUUGCAUUGACACCGCUGAUUCAUAUAAAUGUAUAUGCAAGCCUGGUUUUACUGACUUAGACGAACUUCGAGAUCCGGGACGAAAAUGUCAAAAAGUAAUACAUAAUGUACGUUGCGAGCGAGGUAACAAUGAAUGUGACCGAAACGCACGUUGUAUUCAGCGAGGUACUAACGAUUAUACUUGUGCUUGUCCAGCUAAUUAUCGUGAUAAAAGUCCAGAUCCCAACCGUCCAGGACGAGUUUGCAUUCCGUUGAUUCCGGAAUGUGACAAUCCAACAUUGAAUGAUUGUGAUUCUCCUGAUCGCGCUAUUUGUACUGAUACCGAUGAAGGUUAUGUGUGCCGUUGUCGACUAGGCUUUUUGGAUAUCUCUCCGAAUAUUACCUUAAAGCCCGGACGACUUUGCAAACCUCUUGAAAACGAGUGCGCUAAAAAACUUGAUGAUUGUGCCCGAGAUGGUGGAAUUUGUGAGGAUACACCGGAUUCUUAUACUUGUCGAUGUGCAAUUAAUUACUUGGACGUUUCUUUCGACCGUCAGAAUCGUCCUGGGCGCAAAUGCAAACGGCUGGUUGAUGAAUGCCAAACGGGACAAAAUGAUUGUUCACCGAAAGCUACAUGUACGGACACGGAAGAUUCCUAUGAAUGUGCUUGUCCAGUGGGAUACAUAGACGUGUCACCUGAUAUAUCUCACAAACCUGGAAGACGAUGUUUAUUAAGAGUUAAUGAAUGUAAAGAAAAUCGACAUGACUGUUCAGCAAAUGCAGAUUGCAUCGAUACUGCGGAAUCAUUUAUGUGCAAAUGUCGAGAUGACUUUGUUGAUGAAUCUCCGAAUAUUGGCAGUCGACCAGGGCGAAUUUGCCGGCCAGCUUUGGUAGAUGAAUGUCGUCUCGGGAAACACGACUGCCACCAGAAUGCAGUAUGUCAAGAUUUAUCUCAGGGUUAUACAUGCCAUUGCAAGUUAGAAUUUAUCGAUGAAAGUCCGAACCGAUCCUCACUUCCGGGACGUUUAUGCAUUCCGAGACCAACUCCGCCACCAGUAGAAUGCCAGAUCGAUGGAAGCGCGUCUUCUUGCAAGCAAGAAUUUAAAGAGGUUUGUCGCUUGAUCAAUAAUGAACCAAAAUGUACUUGUCCGAUCAACUACAACCGUGACCCAAUCACAAAAUCUUGCACGGUAAUCAAUGAAUGUGAUUUUGUACAAAUGAAUGAUUGCCAUCCAAGUGCUGAAUGCAUCGAUGAACCUCAUUCUUAUACUUGCCGCUGUAAGCCAGGUUUCAAAGACAUCUCUCCAAGUGACAAACCUGGGCGUGUUUGUCAGCCCUAUAUUAAUGAGUGUCAGUUCCCACACUUGAACGAUUGCCAUCAAAAUGCUAAAUGUAUCGACAAGGAAGAUGGCUACGAAUGCCAAUGUAAUCAAGGUUAUAUGGAUAGGCAACCUCAACGUCCUGGAAGAUUAUGCAAGAAAAUGGUUGAUGAAUGUUUAAGAUCAGAACUAAACAGUUGUGACAAAAAUGCGAACUGCAUCGAUGAAGAGGAUGGAUAUCGUUGUGAAUGUAAGGACGGGUUUUUGGACGUAUCACCGUCACCAACAUUCAGAGGAAGAGCAUGUCGUCGACUAAUUAAUGAAUGCUCGGAUCCGAAACUGAACGAUUGUGACAAGAUAUCAGUAUGUACAGAUACCACUGAUUCCUAUCUUUGUGAAUGUCCACAAAACUCGAAAGAUAUCUCACCAAAUCCAGCAUUUCCUGGUCGUGUAUGUCUUGUUUUUGAAAACGAAUGUAUGACUGGAAAGCAUGACUGUGAUCCAAAUGCAGUUUGCCGUGAUAACGAACAGUCAUUUACUUGUGAAUGUGCUCAAGGCUUUACUGACCGUUCACCAAAUCGGUUAAAUCGCCCAGGUCGCGUUUGUGUAGAGCUGGUGGAUGAAUGUGCAAGCAACAGACAUACAUGUAGUGCGCAAGCUGAAUGUCGAGAUUUAGAAGAAGGCUAUACAUGUGAAUGCAAAGAUGGCUUUGUGGAUCGAUCACCGAAUUUACUAAUACAGCCAGGACGAGUGUGCGGCACUCCUGAAGUUUGUCCAUCAAAUCAUGAAUGCAGUUCAGCCGCAGUAUGCGAACCUCUGGGUGGUAAUGAAUAUGAAUGUACUUGUAUCCAAGGUUACUUGGAUCAAUCACCAGCCGGAAAAAAGGGGCGUAUUUGCGUCAGAAAUAGUGCUUGUCGUGAUCCACGGUUGAAUAACUGCUCUCGUAAUGCUAUUUGUUACGAUGAACUUAAAGGAUAUCGUUGUGAAUGUGCUCGUGGUUAUGUUGAUCGAUCACCUGACGGAACACAACGUGGGCAUGUUUGUGAACCUCCUAUUCCUGCUACUCCACCACCACGCCAUCCAUGCCAAGAUCCACUUCUGAAUGAUUGCCAUCCAGCUGGAAUGUGUCGUGCAACAGGAUCUCAAACGUAUACUUGUGAAUGUUUGCAAGGUUACGUAGAUCGUUCACCGGACGCAAGAAAAAAACCUGGCCGUGUUUGUAUUCUCACAGAGCCAAUUUGUUUAGAUGCCAGUCAGAAUGACUGUCAUCCAGCUGCAAUUUGCAGUGAAACGCAAAACGAAGACAAGUAUACAUGCAGGUGCCGUGAUGGCUACAUUGACCAGUCUCCAGAUAAGAUUAAUCGUCCUGGACGAAUUUGUGUUGAACAGAUCAACGAAUGCUUAGAUCGUUCACUGAAUGAUUGUGAUUUGUUAGCGGUUUGUCAAGAUCUACCAGAUGGUUACACUUGUCGCUGUCCAGUUAACACUGAAGAUCGUUCACCAAAUUUGAGCAGACCGGGGAGAAAAUGCUUCCAGCAAGUUAACGAAUGUCGCAAUCCAUCGCUGAAUAAUUGUUCACGAUUCGCAGAUUGUAUUGAUCAUAUAGAUGGUUACGAAUGUCGAUGUCGUGAAGGAUAUCAUGAUGGUAGCCCAGAACAUCCUGGUACCAUCUGUAAUUACAUAAUCAAUGAAUGUGAAUCAGCGAACCUGAAUGAUUGUGAUCAUCAUGCAGAGUGUAUAGAUCUACAAGGUGGUUAUGAAUGUCGCUGUCCUGUUCCUUACCGAGAUGAGUCUCCACAUGGACAUCCUGGACGUAUAUGUCGUUUCAACGAGUGCUUAAAUCCAUCAGAUAACACAUGUGAUAAGAAAUAUGCAGUUUGUGAAGAUCUUGAUGAUGGCUACACGUGCCACUGCAAAGCAGGUUUCUACGAUAACUCACCAAAUAUGCAAGAACCUGGAAGAGUUUGUAUCGAAUUCCAAAAAGUGAAAUUGACAACGAUUUUACCCAAAGACAUGCCUCGCAUUGAUGGAAUUCCUUGUGGACGAAAUAACUACUGUGCAACGGCACGUAAUGAAGUUUGCGUUGGUGGCAUGGAAUGUACCUGUCGUCCUGGAGAGGGUCGUGCAACAUCGCAAGAUCGAUGUGAAUCUGUGGAUCGUAUACCGCUUUCAAUUCUGGUUUUAAACAAAGAUGCCGAAACUCUGUUGUACAGUUCUGAAUAUGGUAGUAGUUACAGUGCUCCAUACGUAGAGAUCACACAUUUGUUUAGCAAAGAUAUCGGGCGUUCCUUGGGUGGUACAACCUAUGGGCCACGUUAUGUGACAACUGAUGUCAAUUACAUUACUCAUCCAAAAACUGUUAAUAGCUCUUGGCCGAAUGGUUUGCUUUUCAACUUUUCCCUGGCAAUGUUGCCUAGUAAUGCAGCCAUCGAUGUUUGCGAUUUGUGGGAUCAGUUAGCAAAAUCGAUCCAACGAACAAACGGAGCAAUAGGUGGUGGGCCUCUUCGAGUAGCAUCUGAUUACGAUCAAUUAAACCCUUGCAAACCAAAACUACCAGAAGGGGAAAUGUGUGGAACCAAUUUUUGUAAUAGCGCUUUAAGAGAGAUAUGUGUUGCCGGAUCGAUCUGUGGUUGCAAACGUGGUGAAAAACGAUUAUCUUCAACUGAUGCCUGCCGACCAGUGGAAGCCUGGAACAUUGCUUUAUGGAUCGUUCGAAAAGAUGAUGAAAAUUUGGCAUAUAGCGAUAUUUUAGCUAAUCCUCGUCAUGCCAUCACAAAAGAACUUGUCAGACGAUUUGAAAGUGGCAUAGGGCAGUGCUAUCCAAAGACUUCUUUAUCUGCUUCAUAUAUUACGACUGAGGUCAACGAAAUUAUGGAUCCAGUAGCUAUUAAUGCUAGCUGGACUCGAGGCAUUCUAUUCAACGCAACCGUUUAUUUCCGAAAAGGAGCAGUAAAGCUACCAUCAGACGUUUAUAACAUGUUAGUCCGAUACAUUAUUGAUCAGAAUAACUAUCAGGUUGGAGAAAGUGGUCUUUAUUUGAAUGAUUAUCAACCGAAUCCAUUCAAAGCAUGCUGGAAGAACAACUGCCAUCCAAAAGGGAUUUGUUAUGACUUGGGGCCAAAUGCUUAUCGAUGUGAAUGCGGUUCAGGAUAUCGUGAUUUAGAUUUAUCUGAUCCAGGGAGGCAGUGUUUACCUGAUACUGGCUAUAAUGAAUGCGAACGAAGGGAAGACAACGAGUGCUCAGAAAAUGCUCGCUGUGUUGAUCAGGAACAUCUUUAUAAAUGUGAGUGUCUGCCAUCAUACACAGAUGCAUCACCAGAAGAUGCAAUCCCAGGAAGCAUCUGUGUUUUGGAUUAUUGCUCCGAUGUAAACUUUUGCCCCAAAAACACCACAUGCAUCAAUCAAGAACACGAAGCGAUAUGUCAAUGUGAUGCUGAUUACGUAGAUAUUCGGAAAAGCGAGAAAAAGGCGCAACUUUUCAAUCAUGAUACGCUUUGUUUAAAAAUGCGUGAUGUUGAUGAAUGCGCAUUAGGACUCACCAAUUGUUCAGGUGUAGCAGAAUGUAUUGAUAAAACAAUAGGCUACGAAUGUCAUUGUCCAGAAGGCUAUAUAGAUGGAAAUCCAGAGGAACCAGGACGAAUAUGUGGAGCAUUACUUUGUGACUUGUGUAAUUCACAUGGAGAUUGUGUGCACAACUCCAUGACAAACAACAUCACUUGCGUUUGUAGCGAUGGUUGGUCAGGAGAAUUUUGUGAUGUUGCACCAUCAAAAGUUUCAGUGAUUUUGCUUGUAAUUCUGGCGGUUCUCUUCCUUCUACUUACACUUUGUUGUUUGCUGUACUUUUGCACAAAAUGUAUUUGCUUCAAAGGAAGAAAUUUGUUAUAUCGAGAGCCACUUGCAUAUCGCAAAGGUGCUUGGCCCUGGUCUACUUUAGAGGCAUCUACAUCCAGCGAAAGUGGAGCUGAUUUUUCAGCACUGAGUGCAGCAGGUCACGACUAUUAUCCUGAAAUUGGUUAA